This is a messenger RNA of Nicotiana attenuata, 2273 nucleotides long. Its product is annotated as probable serine incorporator. The transcript is spliced from 14 exons. Gene Ontology annotation, cellular component: membrane. The coding region runs from base 616 to 1818 and encodes 400 amino acids. NCBI's taxonomy places the organism in Eukaryota, Viridiplantae, Streptophyta, Magnoliopsida, Solanales, Solanaceae. The record is from RefSeq and is a predicted model, not a curated record.
UCUACUUUACUCUUCUCUAAAACUUAGUCUUAAAAGCUUCCCUUCGGCGGGAGAAAAAGCAGAACAAACAUCAUCCAACACACCAAAAAAAAAAAGGGAAAAGAAAAAAAGUUAAAAGCAAGCUCUUCCCUUCCCCACACUUUACCGCAGACCAACCACCCCAUCUAGCCGUUGUUAUAUAUAUAUAUAUGAUCGUCAACAGACAGGAGGGACAAAAAGAAGUUCCAGAGGAGAAAAUAGUAAGGACAUUGUUUUCAAUCUCUCUAUCAAUAAGUUACUCGAAAGCAAACUACAGAUCGACAGAGAUUGGCUUCUGCAUUCAAAUAAACAUUCAUCUUCAGCAUUAGUACUGCAAGACGUCUUUGGUGCUUAUUUUGGUAUCAGAUUAUAGUUAGUUUCAUCCGCUUAUCUCUUACGGAUUCUUUGCUGUUCAAACAAGCAAUCUCUUAGACAAGCAAACUUGUCACGAGAAUUUCUAUCUUGUUUACCUCUUUUGGAUAGAAUAUAUUCAAGAAUUCAGAAGGAGAGGUGCUGGAGGGAAGAACUCAACUUCCCCUGCUUCAUUGGUACAUUUAUGCCAUGACUACAAAUUCUUUGUCUUGGUCUAAAGGAUAAAUGGAGGGCAGUAAUAGUAGCAUUGCUGAGAGAUAUGGCAAGAUCAAGCUAGGUUACUGGUUAGACCAAUUUCGACAUGGCUCUAAUCCUUGGAUGGCUAGAUACAUUUACGGCUUAUUAUUUCUGGUCGCAAAUUUACUAGCUUGGGCUGUUCGUGAUUAUGGCCAUAGCAUUUUGAAAGAAAUAAAGAGAUUUAAAGAAUGUAAUGGUGGUGAAGACUGUUUGGGUGCAGAAGGAGUGUUGAGAGUAAGCUUGGGGUGCUCUCUUUUCUAUUUAGCCAUGUUCCUCUCUACUGCUGGUACAUCGAAAUUGAAUGACCGUAGAGAAUUAUGGCACUCAGGAUGGUGGUCUGCCAAGCUUUUCAUGAACAUUUCUCUAAUUCUACUUCCCUUUCUUCUUCCUGGAGAGAUUGUUUCAAUUUAUGGCGAGGUUGCGCAUUUUGGUGCGGGGGUCUUUUUACUAAUUCAGCUUAUAAGUAUAAUCAGUUUUAUCACAUGGCUGAAUGAUUGCUGCCACUCUGAGAAAUAUGCUGUCAGAUGCCACAUCCAAAUGAUGUUACUUGCAACCACUGCAUAUAUUAUAUGCAUCCUUGGAAUCAUUCUAAUGUACAUUUGGUAUACUCCUCAACCAUCAUGCCUUCUUAAUAUUUUCUUCAUCUCCUGGACAUUAGUACUCCUCCAACUCAUGACCAGUAUCUCUCUCCACCCCAAGGUGAAUGUCGGUUUCCUCACUCCAGGUUUUAUGGGGCUGUAUGUGGUGUUUCUCUGCUGGUCUGCCAUCAGAAGUGAACCCCCAGAGGAGAAAUGCAUGCGAAAAGCAGAAUUGGCAACUGGAAAAGGAGACUGGUUCACCAUCAUUAGCUUCAUUAUAGCGGUCCUUGCAAUUGUCAUUGCAACAUUUUCAACUGGAAUUGAUUCGAAAUGCUUUCAGUUCAAGAAGGAUGAUGCGCCUGAAGAUGAUGAUGUUCCAUAUGGUUAUGGAUUCUUUCAUCUCGUCUUUGCGACAGGAGCAAUGUACUUUGCAAUGCUAUUAAUUGGAUGGAAUCCUAAUCACACCAUGAAGAGGUUUACAAUAGAUGUUGGUUGGACCAGCACUUGGGUAAGGAUAGUGAAUGAAUGGGUUGCAGUUUGUGUUUACAUAUCGAUGCUCGUGGCUCCCAUCGUUUGGAAGAGCAGGCAAGUAGCAGCAGCAUCACAAGUUUGACAAACUUCACAUUGCCAAAGAUUGUUCCAUUCUUAUGGCUUUUCAAUGGCUGGCCUCGGUGGCUCGGUUCCAUGCCUGUCGGGAAUAGAAGGAAGUCUCUGCAUAUGCAACAUUUUUUGUCGUCCUGAAGACAAAUGUGUAUCAAAAGACUUCCACUAACAUGAUUCAUUUAGUUUCUUGAUAAAACGAAGUGGCUAUAACGUUAUAGAAUCUCGAUUUCUUGAUCCUUCUUACAGGUAAAUGAAAGCAGAAAAAAACCAAAUGCAAAGGGGUAAACAAACGAUCGAGCUGUUAUUUAUCUUUGUUGGCCAAUCUUUUAUUUUCCUUUGUACAGUUUGUACUUCUCUUGAAUAAAGAGAUUGAAUGACAAAUAGAGCAAGAUUCUCCAUUAAUUUGUUUCACUAUUCAUACAAACAUGUUGGGGUUGAAAUGACAAGGUAUUCAUGUUUGAUUGA